Haemonchus placei is the source of this 210-nucleotide messenger RNA. The record is from the annotation of a GenBank genome assembly. NCBI's taxonomy places the organism in Eukaryota, Metazoa, Nematoda, Chromadorea, Rhabditida, Trichostrongylidae.
GAAAAUAAGCGUAUCUCAAUACGAACUUUUCAGGACGAUUCCGACAGCGCAACGUUCACUGGACACCUGUUGCAGCCCUCUUAUGGCAUGGGAUGGAGAGGAUACGUGUUGCCAAUGUACAACGGGGAAAAAAGAUCGAUGACAGAAAAAAUGAAGAGUCUCAAGGGCCGAUACAGUGGUCAAAUUCGUGAUAUCCUAUUUGGAAAGUGA